Molecule: messenger RNA, 1161 nt
Organism: Colletotrichum truncatum
Lineage: Eukaryota; Fungi; Ascomycota; Sordariomycetes; Glomerellales; Glomerellaceae
Source: RefSeq, a predicted model, not a curated record
AUGGGGACAUCGCGCCGCCACCGAGUCCUUCUCUGGCUGGGCUUGACUAGCGCUCUUGUCGCUGGUCUUCCGGCCUGCAACCGGCCCUUGGUCUUCCAACUCUCGAUCAGCACUCUCACCACGACUAGGCAGCGCAUCAGUGCUUGCAACGUCUGGGCAAACAACUUCCGUAGAAUUGCUGCUCCGUACUACGUCGCCUCCGUUGCCGAGACGGAGGAGGUCGUUCCCCAUAUUGGCUGGACUCCUGCCAAAUCCGCCAGUGACACCGGAGGCAGGGUUGCCGCCCAGAGCUUCCGGCACCUCAGGACCUAUCUGGAGUUCGGCUACCGAGCCGAGGAGCGCUCCAUUCUUUUCGCUACCAUGGGCGAUACGACAGUUGGUGUAUACGUCGGCGCUCGCUCGCUCCGACUUCACACUUUCCACCAUGCUGCGAGCCGGUGGUCCAAUGGCUCCUGUGUCGACACGACACCGUACGCCGAAGACUACCUAUUCAAUAGCACCAUCAUCGACAUCGUCAAGCCCGCCAUACCACCCACUCGCCUUCCCAAUAACAACUCGACGGGUGACUCGACCAUCGCGGCACGGUCUUCCCGCUUCUUGCACGCCCGUGCCGACUGCCGAGCCAUCCAGGUCGAUAGCGGUAACACUUGCGCGACUCUGCUCACCCGAUGCGGCAACGGCCUAACGGCUGCCGACUCGCACAAGUACAACCCGUCAUCCAGCCUGUGCUCCACUCUGACCGUCGGUCAGAUGAUCUGCUGUACCUCCGGUGACCUACCUUCAGCCCCGGAGCCUGAGGGCAACGCUGAUGGGACGUGCCGCAUGGAAACGGUCGAUGAUGGCGACGACUGCGGCAAGCUAGUCACACGAAUCGGCAAUGGCCUCACCGCGGCGCAGCUCUACAAGUACAACGACGACACUAAACUAUGCUCUACUCUGGUGCCUGGCCAGCGUGUCUGCUGCACAACAGGCAAACUGCCAGACAUCCGUCCAAAGCAAAAAAGGGACGGCUCGUGUGCUGCAUAUCAGAUCAAGUAUGGCGAUUCCUGUUCCAAGAUAGCUUUCUUCAACGGCGUGACCAUCGACGAGCUCAAGAGUUUCAACAAGGAUACUUGGGGGUACGGCAAUAUGAGCCCUCCUAAGAGGCCUCAUUUCAGCUGA